This is a messenger RNA of Nylanderia fulva, 1435 nucleotides long. RefSeq names its product SPRY domain-containing protein 7. Lineage: Eukaryota; Metazoa; Arthropoda; Insecta; Hymenoptera; Formicidae. The record is from RefSeq and is a predicted model, not a curated record. Gene Ontology annotation, molecular function: protein binding.
CCUGACCUAACCUCGAACUUUACGUCAUUCAUAAAAAGCUUUACGUUUGUCAAAAAGAUUUAUUAUCCACCGUUAAAUGCGAGGAAGAUUCAUAAAACACGACAUGCGUUUUACGCGAUAAAAGGCUGACGAGAUAACUAAUAUUGAUCAAAAUUUUCCCGAGAGGAAGCCAUUUUUGUGCGACUUGCUUGUGCGUAAUUUGAAGUGUCUAGGAACGUCAAACUUGCGCCAGUUCGUGGCGGCAUCACGGAUGGAUUCCACAGAUUUCGGCGAGAAUUAAGCGAAAAGAGUGACAAGAAAAAGGAGAUUUUGCUCCGGUUACAUUGGUUACGAUGUCGCAUUUCUGAACGAGUAGCAAAGCCGAGCUGCGGACGAUGUUUUGUUGUCUGAGGAACUGUUUCGAUGGCCUCGGCUUCGCCGCGACUCAAGCUCCGAAGCGGGAACGAAAUCCCAUCGCUUUAGACACGACUCAUAUGGGAAAUGAAGUAGUAAUAGUGAAAAAUGGUCUAAGAAUAUGUGGAAGUGGCGGUGCCUUAACAAAUGCCCCUCUCGUCCAAAGUAAAAGUUAUUUUGAAGUAAAGAUACAACAAAGUGGAAUAUGGGGCAUUGGGCUAGCCAGGAGGGAUACGGAUCUUAAUGUUGCCAUAGGAGGAAAGGAUUCGGAAAGUUGGGCACUCAAUUCGGAUGGUAUUAUAAGGCAUAAUGAACAAGAACUCCACAAGAUUCAAAACCCUGUACAGGAAGGAGAUGUUAUUGGAAUAUCCUAUGAUCACAUAGAGUUGAAUUUUUAUUUAAAUGGAGAAUCCAUGAAUGCUCCAAUUAUAAGUAUAAAGGGACGAGUUUAUCCAGUGUUAUAUGUGGACGAUGGAGCUAUCCUAGAUUUAAUUCUAGAAAAUUUUAUCUACACUCCACCAAUGGGCUUUGAAAAAAUAAUGUUGGAGCAAUCGUUGCUUUAGCAGAAUGACAAACAAAAGUGAAAUAAGAAUUAUAUUGUCAAAAUUGAUAUUCGUCCAUUUUGUGGUUUUGAUUAAUUAUUGAAACCAAACUAAGAAUAAUACAAAUCCCAAAUAGAUGAGGAAUCUACAAUGGCAUAAUAUUAAGAAACUUUGUCACAAAGUAUAAAUGUUUAUCAUACUAAUUGCAUGAUAAUGUGCGUGGAUAUAUUUAAUCAAGGUGCGUGGAAUAAAUAAUUUGCCUAAAGCGAUACGAGAAUCUAUCUUUCGAUCCAUACUCUAUAGAACGAGGAGAAUCGUAAUGAAUAGAUUUUACAUAACUGAAAGAAUUCUUCAGGUUUAUUAAAAUUAAAAGGUUUACAACAUUCAUCAUUCAAAUGAGUUAGACUCAGCUCUAUUUCGAUCUGCGCGACGUCUAUCUUACAAUAUCUGUAUAUCUUUAUUUGUAUAAUUGUAUAAUAAUAGAUAUAAUCACACAUAAA